CGUGAAAGGGUGACGUCAUUUGUUCCGCGUUGGCCUGGACGUGGCAAGGAAGGAAUGCUAUAGAAUCGCCCACACAGUGCUAAGAUCGCAUUCCACUUCGGGAUUUUUACCUUUUAAGAAAGACAUUUUUAACACGGCAUGGGACUCACCAUAUCGUCGCUUUUUUCUAAGCUGUUUGGCAAAAAGCAGAUGCGAAUAUUGAUGGUUGGUCUAGAUGCAGCAGGAAAGACCACCAUCUUGUACAAACUUAAGCUGGGAGAGAUUGUGACCACUAUUCCAACAAUCGGCUUCAACGUGGAGACAGUAGAGUACAAGAACAUCUGCUUCACGGUGUGGGACGUGGGCGGCCAGGACAAAAUUCGUCCCCUGUGGAGACACUACUUCCAGAACACGCAGGGCCUCAUCUUCGUAGUCGACAGCAAUGACAGGGAGCGUGUAGCCGAGUCUGCAGAGGAGCUCGCAAAAAUGCUGCAGGAGGAUGAGCUCCGGGACGCUGUCUUACUGGUGUUCGCGAACAAGCAGGACCUGCCCAAUGCCAUGGCGGUGAGCGAUCUGACUGAGAAACUAGGUCUGCGGAACCUUCGCAGCAGAACUUGGCACGUCCAGGCCACCUGUGCCACCCAGGGUACAGGCCUGUACGAAGGGCUGGACUGGUUAUCCAACGAACUGUCGAAACGCUAAGCAGGAGAGCACCGAGCCGAAGACCGGUGUGAACGAAAGAGCCAAUUGGGGGAGAGAGAGAGAGAGAGCUGUCGAGGAGAGUUUCAACCGAGAAGUGAUGUCUGAAUUAUGAGUGUCUGUUCAGUAGACGUUGUUUAGAAGUUACGGGUUUUGAAACCAAUCCCUUUUGUAAACGCCUCUGUUUAUUGUCCCUACAGAUGUUUCAUAGUCACUCUGCUGUCUACUCCUUUAGCAUUAAGAACUGUUUUCAGCUGCAUGUUUUUAAGUGGAAAAUAAAUAUGUACCAGCCGCAACCACAGUGAGGAGCCGAGAGGAGAGGCAGGAAGCCGGGGGUGGGUGCAGGCCUAUUGUCAGGCCAGGCGGCCUACAUACCAGCUGGAGUCCAUCAGGCCGUCUCGUUCCAGGUAGCAGGCGACUGACCCCUGCACCAAGGAAACGGUAGUCAGGAGAACCGGGUGCUUUACAAGGAUUUUAGGGGCCAACAAUGCAAUAAUACAUCCACACCACCACAGUAACAUGUGGUCUGUUUUGAGGAAGACGUACUAUGGAUUUUCCUACUGAGGGACAUGUAUACACCACUACUUUUUAGUCCUAUUUUCUGUCAGUAGAUCCCAUCAAGUCUUUCUAUAUUAGAUAUUUCUAUUAGCCUUUUUGGUACAAUGGCCUGAUGUCAUGGUUGCUCUCAGUCGUCUUGAGAGGAUGGAGGGGCAGUUCAAUUCAAUUUAUUUUUAUAUAGCGCCUUUCACAACAAAGUUACUCCAAGGCACCUGUGGGAUAAGUCAGCAGAGGCUGACACGUUUAUGGUUCUCCCCCAACUGGCUACCCACAGCGCCGCCUACAGGCCCAGCAUGUAACGGCACCCAUACUUUAUGUCGCGCUAUCAAACAAUCAAAUACAACAAAUACACACAUUGUGAACACUGGGGCAGUGCGCACCUUAUAAAAGGACAAAUCCAAGAAUAAUUUUCAAGAGAGCUGUGAGCAGUUGAUUUGAGACGUGUUAGGUACACACUGUAUAUAUGGGGGUUCCUUUUUGCAGUGCUGAACUUAACUGCAGUAGAUUCCAAUUUCUUGCCCACUUCUGAAUGGGGUGAUGAAGAGCUCCUAACAACAGACUUAAUUUCUCCAGCUGCAUGUCCUGGGUGUAAAUGAGGACCUCGUUUUCCAGUGUGCAUGGGGUUGUGGGUCCUGAGUUUGCUUAAAUAAAGUUACCUAAAUAUGA
This is a messenger RNA of Paramormyrops kingsleyae, 1902 nucleotides long. RefSeq names its product ADP-ribosylation factor 4-like. Gene Ontology annotation, molecular function: GTP binding; GTPase activity. NCBI's taxonomy places the organism in Eukaryota, Metazoa, Chordata, Actinopteri, Osteoglossiformes, Mormyridae. The record is from RefSeq and is a predicted model, not a curated record.